AUGAGCGCUUCUGUGUCCGUGUACAGGAAUAUUUACACGGAGGACCGCUUUAAACAGGCCUACGGUUCCGAUGAUACCACGAGUGGAAGUGUGCGGCUCCGGGAGAAGCUCGCCGGGAGGUGCAGGUGUUCAAGGCGAGCAUGCCUUCACCUGUUGAGGGACAGAGUGCCCAUUUUUAACUGGCUGCCAAGAUACAGACUAAAGAAAUGGAUACUAGGAGAUACUAUAGGGGGACUGACAGUUGGUAUUCUUCACAUUCCGCAAGGCAUGGCCUUCGCGUUACUCACAUCCGUAGCACCGAUAUUUGGCCUUUACACCUCUUUCUUUCCUGUGGUUCUCUAUAUGUUUUUUGGCACAGGUCGCCAUGUGUCCACAGGUACCUUUGCUGUGGUGAGUCUGAUGACUGGUUCUGUGGUGGAGCAGCUGGUUCCCACUCCUCUGGAGAUGAACUCAAGUUCACCUGAAGCGGCCGACUUUGAGGCCCAGAGGAUUGGAGUUGCGUCAGCUGUAGCACUCCUCUCAGGAAUUAUUAUGCUCUGUAUGUUUGGCCUUCAGCUAGGCUUCCUCUCCACCUAUCUGUCAGAGCCAAUAGUUAAGGCUUUCACCAGUGCUGCUGCCUUCCAUGUUACUGUCUCACAGCUGCAAAGCAUGCUGGGGCUGCGGCUCCCUCGGCACACUGGGACUUUCUCCCUCUUCAAGAUGUUAGCGUCAGUGAUGGAGAACCUGCCUCACACCAACAUGGCCGAGCUGCUGAUCUCCUUGGUGUGUUUGGCUGUUCUCGUGCCAGUUAAGGAGAUCAACAUGCGUUACAGACAGCACCUGCGUACACCUAUCCCUGUGGAGAUCCUCACGGUGAUUAUUGCUACAGGUGUGGCCUAUGCCUCCUCGCUGGACUCUACUUACAACAUUGAGAUAGUUGGCCAUAUCCCAGCUGGAUUCCCGAGUCCACGGAUGCCCAAUUUGAGCACUUUCCCCGACAUUGCUGGAGACACAGUAGCCAUAACAUUUGUCGGUUAUGCUGUGUCGGUCUCUCUGGCAAUGAUCUAUGCCGAUAAACAUGGAUAUUCCAUACAUCCCAACCAGGAGCUCCUGGCUCACGGUAUCUCCAACACAGUGUCUUCUUUCUUCACAUGCUUCCCCAGCUCAGCCACUCUUGCCACCACUAAUAUACUCGAGAGUGCUGGAGGAUACACGCAGCUCUCUGGCUUGUUCACAAGUCUGGUUGUUCUGAUUGUCCUGCUUCUGAUUGGACCGUUGUUCUACUUCCUACCAAAGGCAGUGUUGGCAUGUAUCAACGUCACCAGCCUCAGGCAGAUGUUCCUGCAGUUCCAGGACUUACCUGAACUGUGGAGAAUCAGCAAGAUUGACUUUAUGGUUUGGGUGGUAACCUGGCUCUCUGUAGUGGUCCUCAACGUGGAUCUUGGCCUCGCCAUCGGAGUAGUUUUCUCUAUGAUGACCGUCAUCUGCCGAACACAAAGGGCUGGUUGUUCAGUGCUUGGUCGGGCUAGCAACACCGAAAUUUAUAGACCUCUAGAGAACCACAGCAAGUGCUACGAGGUACCUGGAGUGAAGAUCCUGACUUACAACGGCCCUAUUUACUACGGCAACCGUAGCUUCUUCAGGGAGGAGAUGAGCAGGCUGCUGGGCCUGACGCCAGAGAAGCUCCGCAGCUGGGAGAAAGCCAGAAAGGCCCUGGAGAAGAGGGAGAGAGAGGCCACCGUUAGCACUGUGGAACGAGGAGUCGCAAACACAUCGUUUUCUUCAGAAAAUGAGUUCUUUAAAUCUGAAAACUCCAAGAGUGAUGUUCAGGCGGUGCUAAUCGAUUGCAGCAGUGUGACAUUUGUGGAUGUUGCUGGAGCAAGACUCUUCACACAGAUGUGUACUGAUUGCCACAAAGUUGGAGUUCAUGUAUAUUUGGCAAACUGCAAUGAGAGUGUCUUAAAGAUCCUAACAUCAAGUGGUCUAAUGACCCACAUGAACCCUCAGCAUAUUUUCGUUACUGUUCAUGAUGCAGUGAUGUAUAUUCAACAACAGAAGGAUAAACCUCCAGAGAACACCACGACUGUCUGGGUAUGA
Molecule: messenger RNA, 2076 nt
Organism: Cyclopterus lumpus (lumpfish)
Lineage: Eukaryota; Metazoa; Chordata; Actinopteri; Perciformes; Cyclopteridae
Gene: slc26a10
Product: solute carrier family 26 member 10
Exons: 18
Coding region: 1-2076 (691 amino acids)
Biological process (GO): transmembrane transport
Cellular component (GO): membrane
Molecular function (GO): sulfate transmembrane transporter activity; bicarbonate transmembrane transporter activity; oxalate transmembrane transporter activity
Source: RefSeq, a predicted model, not a curated record